Molecule: messenger RNA, 825 nt
Organism: Dermacentor andersoni
Lineage: Eukaryota; Metazoa; Arthropoda; Arachnida; Ixodida; Ixodidae
Source: RefSeq, a predicted model, not a curated record
GGGCGUCAUCAUCAGCUACUGCGCGGCACAAAAUUUUCACCAUGAUGUGGUAGCCUUGGAACGAUCUAAGCUUCUGUGUAGCCCAAAAAUUGGCCUCGACGUGUAGGGCGUUACCAACCACGGAGGCGUGAAUGCGCAUAUUUGGAAAGAAAUUAGAGCUGUUGCGGGAUCUCCAGAAAAAGCCUGAAGAUAUGCAGGUGAUUGCGAAAAUGUCUGUUGUACUUUUGCUGUGUCUAAUGCCUUGUUCACCGUCGCAAGAAGGUCCGCCUGUGGGAUCUACAUUGUCAAGAUCGCAGAAGACCGAUUACAGCGGCCAGUUCCUGACGCCUUUGAUCGAGAGGAAAGCCGUUAAAUCCGCCAGGGAUGCCAGCUUCGUGAAAAUGUUCAAGAUGAGAGCGAACGCCACGGCAUACUCCGGCUUCAUCACCAUCAACAAGGAACAGCAGGCGAAUCUGUACUUCAUUUAUAUGCAAGCUCAGGUAAGGAAGGCCUCGGAGGGCCUAGUUAGGAAACGGUAUUGUCGCGUGGUGGUCACGAGAGUUGGCCGGCAGGAAAGAAGGCCGACAACCUACCCAGACGGAAACGCUUUAUCGACUAAAGUCACGCCCUUUCAAUGAAGAUAUACUGUUUCAAUGCCAUGUGUAUUUCGCGGGCUUUCUAUUAGGCAUGGAAAAUACAUAUGUAGCGCGUAUGGAGCAACAUAUAGCUGGAUCUGGAUUUUCGUAGGAUAGCCUACACUUUAUCAAAUACAAUUUUGUUCAGAAUAUCAUAUUCCAGUAAUUGAAUAAAUAAUAGUAACUAAUUAUGUAAUUAAGCCAAAUGCAA